Messenger RNA from Megachile rotundata (alfalfa leafcutting bee), 2020 nucleotides. Its product is annotated as neuropeptides capa receptor. Gene Ontology annotation, cellular component: plasma membrane. The record is from RefSeq and is a predicted model, not a curated record. Gene Ontology annotation, molecular function: neuropeptide receptor activity. Gene Ontology annotation, biological process: neuropeptide signaling pathway. NCBI's taxonomy places the organism in Eukaryota, Metazoa, Arthropoda, Insecta, Hymenoptera, Megachilidae.
ACAAUGAAUAUAUCGGACGAUUGCAUGCUUCUCGUAAACAACAGUGACUGCACGAUUUUAAGUGAAUCCGAGUACGUGUCAUCGGUGCGUGGUCCUAAGUAUCUGUCUUGGAAACUGAUCGUACCUGUCACUCUAGUGUACAUGAUUAUCUUUGUAACCGGUGUCAUCGGCAAUGUGGCCACAUGUAUCGUCAUUGUCAAGAACUCUUCUAUGCAUAAUUCUAUAAAUUGUUAUCUGUUCAAUUUGGCGGUGUCCGACUUGAUGUUCUUGAUUUUAGGCUUACCACACGAACUGGGCGAGUAUUGGGAACAAUACCCAUGGAAAUGGGGAUUGGUUAUGUGCAAAUUACGAGCGUACGUCUCCGAAAUCUGCUCUUACGUGUCAGUGCUAACUAUCGUGGGCUUCGCGAUAGAAAGAUAUAUGGCAAUCUGCCAUCCAUUUCGCCAAAACAGCGAAGAUCUGAAACGAUCCAUGCGAUUUAUCUUGGUUGCGUGGAUGAUAGCCUCCUUUUCAGCUCUACCGAUCGCUGUUUACAUCAAUCUCGAUUUCGUUGAAUAUCCACCAAAAUCGAACCGAUACUCGAGCGAGUCCGCGAUCUGCGUGAUGAAAACUAAUGAUAUACCUAAUUUUCCUCUGUACGGGCUCAGCUGUUUCUGCUUCUUCCUCUUACCGAUGGCAUUCAUCGCAGUGUUUUACACACGAAUAUGUCUGCGAAUACAAACCGAGAGCUUCGUCCUAAACGUUGGAGGAUUUGUUCACGGGGAAAAUAAGCACGCUCAGCUUCGGAAGACCAUACGAAUUCUCAGUGCUGUGGUAGUAACGUUUUUCAUCUGCUGGGCUCCGUUUCACGUUCAACGAAUAAUGACUGCAUACAAUAUCGGUACACCAGAUAUAGACCGAUGGUUAUAUCCACUCACUGGUUGCCUGUAUUACUUCAGUGCAACCAUAAACCCAAUUCUAUAUAAUCUGAUCAGUGCUAAAUAUCGAGAUGCUUUUAAGGAGACGUGUUGCUACUCUUCCAGAAAGCACAUCAGCAGGUCCGCUAUUAGUAGCAUGAGACAUUCAAGCAUGGUUUCAGCCACUGGAACCAGAAUCGAGUCUCAGGUGUCUCCUAUGAGACACGUGGAGUCGAAGCUGCUGAAGAACAAUUUGCACACGGCGGUUUGACUAAAGACUGAUGGAAACAGCGAAAGGAAAUUCAUCGCAAAUCCAUCGAACAACAAAAAGACCACCGAGAGUAUCGAGGAAAGUUGUACGGGAGAAUUGAAGAAAUCUUCGUCUAUCAUUUAUACGAGAAAUGGACUGAAGCGUCUAAUGUUUGAGGGUGAAAGCGUUUCGAACGAGACACUUAUUUGAUCGAUAUUUACUUGUAAAUAAGGGUUCGAUAAAUGUGUGGUUACAUGUUUUAGCAGAAGAAUGUGUGCGUAAUGAAUUUCAUCGUGUGCUGUAAACCUUCAUAAAAUACUGCUUCCCUUAUGAGUGAAACGAGCUUCUAAACCACCCCCGGCAAAAGAUAUUUACGUAUCCCAAAAUUCCUGCUGGAGCUCCGCGAAAGCCUGGAUGUUACAUGUUUCCUAGAAUCGAUCCAGGUAGUUCUGAAAUGUGUUUUAGAAAUGUGGAAUGAAGCGAAACGCAAGGUACGUAAGAUACUUUGCAAGUCAAUUGAACUGUGAAGCGAUUUUAUGGAAAUUCGAAGAACUGCAUGUUGGAAUUAGUUUUCUAGCUGGAAUAGGAACAAGAUCGUGGAAUUCUAAGAUUAAGGGUCAGAAAGGGAUUCACAGAUAUGUACAAAUGUUUUUAAUUUAAGUAAAACAGUUAAAUCGUAUAAACAUAGUACGAGCUCACGCUAUGCAACUAUGUAUAUUCAACCUAAUACCCUUCUAUUGCAUUCGAAACGAUUUGAACUAUUUUACCACUGAAUAUUCAUCGUUCUCGCAAACUCCGGGAUUUUUAUGUAUUGACAUUUGCGCAAUCACGUACCGAUUUAUCUACGAUAGCCUUCUGUAUCAAAACAAUGUUA